AUGUUUUGGCUGCAUCCCGGGGCCGGGUCACCAGCACCACUGCUGCCCAAGGCGGCCUCCUUGUGUGGCAAACCCUGUGCACCCGGCCAGCUCAGCAGGGAGCCUCCACCUCGCAGAAACACGAAACCAUCACUGCUGGCCAAAGGAGCAGCGGCUGUGGCCGGCCACAUCUCAGGAGGUGCUGUGCCCCGUGUAGGGAACACCACGGAGUGUGGGAUGGACGAUGCACACAAAGCCCCUGGCUCACAGUGCCCACGUCCUCCAGGUCCAACAUCCGGAUGCGAGCAGGUCUGCGAGUUUUGGAACGGGCCCUCGGCCAUCACAACGCUCGGGGCAUACUUGCUCUUCAUGAGCACGGGCUUCAUUGAAGUUCCCGGGUUCAGUUUCAGCCAAGUGCUGCCUACCCCUGGUGCUUGUGUCCUGGCGAGUCUCAAUACCCGACCUGCAUCCUGCGGCCUGAUCCCAGAUCUCUCUGUGCCCCGGCGCAGGUUCUCCACUCCAGGCAACAGCCUGUCUCCCCGCACUCGCCCACGUACCGCAUUGACCCAGCGGCCACCCACCGUCCUGGACACCCGCGCUGCCCUUCUCCUCCACAGCCAGGCGCAGAUGCUUCUCCUCAGGUUUGCAGUUAACCCACUCAACAAAUACUUGUUGAAUUCAAUCCUUCAAGAGAUACCUGCUGAGACCCCAGAAUACAUUACGCUGGAAAUCGCAGCCAGGGUCCCUCUCAAGGGAGAGGACAGUGAAAAAGCAAGCUCAGAGGACCUCCAACACGGGCGCUCUGGGAAGACAGGGGAUUCUAGGACUGAGAGUUUGCAGGACGAGCCUGGAGCAUCUUACAGUGUCAGACGGAAAGCAGCCUCACGUGCCAUUUCGCCACUUUGCGAGGAGCCGGCGGCCGGAGGGAGCUCACAGCGAGCUGUAGAAAGCCAGAAGCUCGUCCAGGUUGGGUGCCCGCCGGCUGCGCUCUGCCGCUCGCGACGCAGCGAAGGCACCUACUACGUGCGCCCGCGCUCCUACCCUGCCAGCGCGGGGAUGACAGGCCCAGGCUGGCUGAGUCCCACGGACCGUCACAGUCUGCCUGGAAAGACACUUCCCCGGGACAGGGACGGGCCGGCCCGAGAGCAGCGAGGGGCCCGGUUCCCCGCCGCGCACCGCCCGUGCCAGCGCCCCGCGACCCUCCCGAAGGGGGUCACUUCCUGGGCGCGCCCCGCCCCGGGAGAGCGCUUCG
This is a messenger RNA of Chinchilla lanigera (long-tailed chinchilla), 1231 nucleotides long. RefSeq lists its product as uncharacterized. NCBI's taxonomy places the organism in Eukaryota, Metazoa, Chordata, Mammalia, Rodentia, Chinchillidae. The record is from RefSeq and is a predicted model, not a curated record.